Trichechus manatus latirostris (Florida manatee) is the source of this 1742-nucleotide messenger RNA. It is a transcript of the gene FGFRL1, whose product is annotated as fibroblast growth factor receptor like 1. NCBI's taxonomy places the organism in Eukaryota, Metazoa, Chordata, Mammalia, Sirenia, Trichechidae. The record is from RefSeq and is a predicted model, not a curated record. Bases 135 to 1619 code for a protein of 494 amino acids. Gene Ontology annotation, molecular function: fibroblast growth factor receptor activity; fibroblast growth factor binding. Gene Ontology annotation, cellular component: plasma membrane. The transcript has 7 exons.
CUAAUGGCGCAGGCGAUUAUCUGCGGGGCCGCUCGGUGUUGUGUGGCCCGCGGGCAGGGCCCGGGUUACAAGCGCCAGGAAUCCAGACGGUGUUUGGAGAGGGGGGCGGGGGAGGCCAGUCGGGAGAGGCCGAGAUGACGCCGAGCCCCACGUUGCUGCUGCUGCUGCCGCCGCUGCUGCUGGGGGCCCUCCCGCUGGCCGCAGCCGCCCGAGGCCCCCCGAGGAUGGCAGACAAGGUGGUGUCACGACAUGUGGCCCGGCUGGGCCGCACGGUGCGGCUGCAGUGCCCGGUGGAGGGAGACCCGCCGCCGCUGACCAUGUGGACCAAAGAUGGCCGCACAAUCCACAGCGGCUGGAGCCGCUUCCGUGUCCUGCCGCAGGGGCUGAAGGUGAAGGAGGUGGAGCGAGAGGAUGCGGGCACGUACGUGUGCAAGGCCACCAACGGCUUCGGCAGCCUCAGUGUCAACUACACACUCAUUGUCAUGGAUGACAGCAGUGCAGGGAAGGAGGGCCCAGCGCCCGACAGCUCUGCCAGGGGCCAGGAGGACCCAUCCAGCAAGCAGUGGGCACGGCCCCGCUUCACUCAGCCCUCCAAGAUGCGGCGCCGGGUGAUCGCACGGCCCGUGGGCAGUUCCGUGCGGCUCAAGUGCGUGGCCAGUGGGCACCCAAGGCCAGACAUCACGUGGAUGAAGGACGACCAGGCCUUGACACGUGCAGAGGCCAGCGAGAGCAAGAAGAAGAAGUGGACGCUGAGCCUCAAGAACCUGCGGCCGGAGGACAGCGGCAAGUACACGUGCCGCGUGUCGAACCGGGCAGGUGCCAUCAACGCCACCUACAAGGUGGACGUGAUCCAGCGGACGCGCUCCAAGCCCGUGCUCACCGGCACGCACCCCGUGAACACGACAGUGGACUUUGGCGGCACGACCUCCUUCCAGUGCAAGGUGCGCAGUGACGUGAAGCCGGUGAUCCAGUGGCUGAAGCGGGUAGAGUACGGUGCUGAGGGCCGCUACAACUCCACCAUCGACGUGGGCGGCCAGAAAUUCGUGGUGCUGCCCACAGGCGAGGUGUGGUCGCGACCUGACGGCUCCUACCUCAACAAGCUGCUCAUCGCCCGCGCCCGCCAGGACGACGCCGGCAUGUACAUCUGCCUGGGCGCCAACACCAUGGGCUAUAGCUUCCGCAGCGCCUUCCUCACCGUGCUGCCAGACCCAAAGCCGCCGGGGCCACCUAUGGCACCCUCGUCCUCGACCACUAGCCUGCCAUGGCCCGUGGUCAUCGGCAUCCCGGCCGGCGCCGUCUUCAUCCUGGGCACUGUGCUCCUGUGGCUCUGCCAAACCAAGAAGAAGCCGUGUACGCCCGCGCCCGCCCCGCCUGUGCCUGCGCAUCGCCUGCCCGGGACAGCCCGCGACCGCGGAGGGGACAAGGACCUGCCUGCAGUGACGGCCCUGUGUGAAGAUCAUGGGCCCCCUGCAGCCCCCCAGCACCUGCUGGGCCCUGGCUCAGCCGCCGGCCCCAAGCUCUACCCCACACUUUACACGGACGUGCACACACACACGCACACACACUCGCACUCACACGCGGAGGGCAAAGUCCACCAGCACAUCCAUUACCAGUGCUAGGGCCGGUGGCGGCAGGUUCCAUGGGGUAGCGGCCCCACCCAGCCCUCUGUGUGCCAGGGGGUGGGUGUGCGGGGGCCACGGGCAGACAGACAGGUGUGGAGGGACAGAGACACAGCGAGAGGG